AUGUUUCAUGCACACUUCUUACCUGACGAGAAGAAGUGGGAGAUGCGAUUGAUUCCUGGUCUGAUGGCUGAACUCUCAUUGACCCAUCCUCAGGUGCACGCAGAGUUUGGGCCAUUUGGAAGGACAUUCAAUUUCCAGGGCAAACUCGAUGAUGCCACUUUGACCUCGAUUCAUGAGACAAUAAGCGAUUGGCUUGAGAAUAACAAAGUCGAAGAUCGUUCGGAUUCGACAUUCCCCUCUGGCAAUUUAGAUGCAGAAGAGGCUGCCCCAACUAUGCACCCCCUCGACCCUGGCAAGACGGAUCAAAUCGAGGAAUGGAUCUCCGAGAUUGCUAUAAAGGAUCCUAUCUCCGUGGAAACCGAACCAGCAACGACAACCCUAGACCCUGGUUUGACCGAGGCUGCUCGCACAGAAAUCGAUACCUUGCCCAGCCUCGAUCUCUCAUCCAUGCGCCCUGAGUCCAAGUCUCUGUCAGAGAACAAGAAGCCUCGGGGAAUCAAGACGCGCAGAGCCACUUAUAUGGAGGCCAAUCCUCCAAUUAAAGCUCUUGCCCCAGCACCCUCCACCAUGGCUGAUGCUUCUCCUGCGCUGUCUCGCCCUCUCCCUAUAAGACCGUCACCGCAUCUCUUGGAUAUGGACGAUCCUGCUGACCUCAGCUCUCAACUCUCACUCGCAUUCUCACUUUUGCAGCCGACCUUGGUGAAAGGUGUGGUGAAGGAACAAUUGAGUCCAGCGACUGAGGCAGCUUCGCUGACUGGCACUGAGGGAACUACUCACCAGGAUAGCGGUGCUCAGGAGCAUAGCGGGGACUCCAUCCCCAGUCACUCUUGCUAUGCUACUCCCCCAACGGAAGACUGA
Messenger RNA from Penicillium alfredii, 858 nucleotides. RefSeq lists its product as uncharacterized. The coding region runs from base 1 to 858 and encodes 285 amino acids. The record is from RefSeq and is a predicted model, not a curated record. NCBI's taxonomy places the organism in Eukaryota, Fungi, Ascomycota, Eurotiomycetes, Eurotiales, Aspergillaceae. The transcript has 5 exons.